Molecule: messenger RNA, 648 nt
Organism: Cooperia oncophora
Lineage: Eukaryota; Metazoa; Nematoda; Chromadorea; Rhabditida; Trichostrongylidae
Source: the annotation of a GenBank genome assembly
AUGAGCUCAUCCAAUCCUUCAUGCACUACGAUAUCGUCGACGGAUCCGAAAGAAUCGACCUCAAGCGUGACUGAGGGUUCACCCAACGAUCAGCGUCUUAUAUGUGGCAUUUGCAACAGCGUCAUUUUGCUUGCUGGCGUUGGUCGCUGGACUAACAAGGAAGAAGUGCUGCCGCUGUGUCGACAGCAAAAAGACGUAGACACUCAAAAGGAAGCUGUUAGUGGAUUCUGGACGGUUCGGGACAUGUAUGACUUCGAGAAUGUGGGAUUCACAAACUCUGUCGACGGGAUGAAAUACUUGACCUGUGCCGAUUGUGAAUAUGGUCCCAUAGGAUUCCUGGAACCUGAGGCCAAGCUCCACUAUAUGUUGUCCAGCACUGUAGAAGAGCCGCUCGAUCUCAUUAAACUCAGUCUUGAUGAAAGAGUAUAUGUAAAGAUGCGGAACGAUAGGGAGAUUCGUGGACGACUUCAUGCCUACGACCAGCACCUCAACAUGAUUUUAUCGAAUGUUGAAGAAACGGUGACAACCUCAGAAGUAGAUGAAGAGUCUUUUGAGGAGAUUUAUCGACAAACAAAGAGAACGAUUCCAAUGUUAUACGUACGUGGUGAUUCUGUAAUUCUUGUUUCGCCUCCUGUUCGUGCAACGUAA